Astyanax mexicanus (Mexican tetra) is the source of this 5171-nucleotide messenger RNA. RefSeq names its product Fas apoptotic inhibitory molecule 2a (gene faim2a). Gene Ontology annotation, biological process: negative regulation of apoptotic signaling pathway. The transcript is spliced from 12 exons. The record is from RefSeq and is a predicted model, not a curated record. Gene Ontology annotation, cellular component: membrane; Golgi apparatus; endoplasmic reticulum. The coding region runs from base 106 to 1002 and encodes 298 amino acids. Lineage: Eukaryota; Metazoa; Chordata; Actinopteri; Characiformes; Acestrorhamphidae.
GUGGUGAUUUCCCGCAGUACAGGAUGUGCGUCACUGGCCGCUGUUGUUAAAUUGUCUGACUCUUUCUCAGCAUCACCGCGGAGUUUUACAGCAGACUGAGGCACCAUGAGCCUGCCCACUUCUCCUCCGAGCUAUGCGGAGGCCACAGCAGGAGAUAAAGAGCGAGGAGUUGGCAACCCACCACCUCCACCCAUGCCCAUGCAUCCCAGCUGGGCCUAUGUGCAUCCAGCUCCCAGUCCAGGAUACACUAACCCGUACGCUUCAGACAUGUCCUCGCCCUUCUCUGAUCCGAGCUCUAGUGGGAGCUUCGAUGGCCUCAGCGGGAGUAGCUGGGAGGACAAGAACGUCCGCCGUAUGUUCAUCAGAAAGGUGUUCUGUAUCCUCAUGGUUCAGCUCAUGGUGACAUUUGGUGUCGUAGCACUCUUCACUUUCUGCGAGCCAGUGCGACAGUUUAUUCAGUACAAUCGUAUCCUCUACCUUGCCUCAUAUAUGACCUUCAUGGGAACAUACUUGGUGCUGGUAUUCAGCUCAAGUGCACGACGAAGAUACCCAACCAACAUGAUCCUCCUUGGCAUAUUUACUUUGGCACUGUCGUACAUGGCUGGCAUGCUUGCAAGCUACCACAAUACCAAAGUAGUGAUGAUGUGUGUGGGUAUAACUGCGUUAGUGUGCCUCGCUGUCACCCUUUUCUGUUUCCAGACCAAGGUUGAUUUUACUUCUCGUCAUGGUCUGCUCUUCUCACUCUUGAUGGUGCUGAUGAUCACUGGACUGCUGCUCAUCUUCACCGUGCCAUUUGGCUAUAUCCCCUGGUUACAGACUGCAUAUGCUGGAUUGUGUGCCCUAGUUUUCACUUUGUUCUUGGCGUUUGACGUGCAGCUGUUGAUGGGUAACCGCCGGUACUCCCUGAGCCCUGAGGAGCAUGUAUUUGGAGCACUCUGCCUCUACAUGGACAUCGUCUACAUCUUCUUCUUCCUCCUUCAGCUGUUUGGGAGUCGUGAGUGAUUCCUGUGUUCAUGCUGGUCUGAAACAUCUGUCCCUGUCCUCUCUUACAGACACGCAUAUACCCUCCUUACUAACCCCACGGUCCACAGAGGUGUCUUCCUUAGUCUGUAGAAUCAAAAUGUGCUGCCAUUAGUAUAUCUGGCCUUCAAAUUCUCGCUUUCCAGAGGCUCAGUGAGUGGUGGCAGCCCCUACGUAUAUAUGCAGCAUAAGGUAUUCUCUCAUCCACUCGAGCUAAUGUUGAAAAAAACACACACUUCAGCUUCAGCUGUUACCUGUGUAGAAGACAAUCAUACUACUUAUGGUCGGGUUAAAAGAGUGCUCUGAGGAGGCUGUGUAGCUGUUGUAGUCCUCAGUUCUUAAUAGUGGCCUGGAGGAUAUAUAUUUUUUUCAUUUCCUUUUUGUAAUUUCUGUUUUUCUGUAUUGAGUGAGAAAGAAUAUGCGUGGGAUUACAAUCGCCGCAUUGUACAGAAUUGCUGGUUUACUGAUUAUUACUGAGCAUUAACAAGCAUUAAAAAAGUCGAUUCAGUGUCAGUAGUAGUGACAGAGACUGUGUAUCCAUUUCAGUUUUUAUUUAUUUACUUUUUUCAAAUUAAGUCACAUGUACAGAUUUAGUAAAUUUGUACAAAUUCAGUAAAAACUCUUUCAGUCAGUUCCGUCGUUUCCGUUCAUGAGCCUCUUUGAAUGCUGGCUAAUCCAGAGGCAUGGGUGUAAAUUGUCUGCACUUUCUAUUGUUCUCAUUGCUGGUUGGAUAUAUGCAAUAUAUGCAAUGCAACCAUUGUCUGCGUAGAAAACACACAGUGCCAAAUGUACCUCCGUGGUGUGAUGAUGGCGGCAAGUUUUCAACUUUGGUCAGGUCUGUAAUGUUGAUUAUCCACUGCCUGUUUCACAUAGCUGAAAGGUGCUGAGGUCAUCUUUUUAAAAAAAGAGCUCUACACAUAUACACAGUUUCAUGUCAGUAUAUACAUAUAUAUAUUUUUUGCAUCGGAUUUUCACUUUAUUACUUUCAAAGGAGGAUUCUCUGGUUUUUUUCUUCUUUAGGAAUGUCUUCGAUUCUUAGGAAAUUUUGCUGAUUUGCAGAUUCCAAAAGCUUGCAUAAUUCAGUGUUUAAGAUGUAAAAGUAAUUCAGAGUGGUUUGGUUUAAAAAUAUUAACUGUAGAGAAACAUACCCUCUCUAAAUUUCUUUACAGUGGAGGUAAAAGGAACCAAGAGGUUGUCUACAGCACACAAAUACAGCCAUUUUAUUUUCUAUUCAAAUCCACUCAUAUGUGCUCUCUCUCUCUCUCUCUCUCUCUUAGUUGCUGUAUGAAUAUGUAUUAGUGCAUUAGUUCAUUCGAAUUACAGUUUUAAUGCGGUCUUCAAAAUUGAGUAAUCACUGAGUAAUCAUUGAGUAAUUGAUCUAAAAUAUCCAUAUAUAUUACUAAUUUCUGAAGUGUUUAUUCAUCCUACAAAUACCUCCCACAGACCAACGUGCAAAUAUUUUCUAAACAUUACACUCAGUCUGAGAACUAAGCUUGUACCGAAAAAAGGUCCAGUUUGGUGCGGAGUUUAAAUGAAAAGUAAUUCUGCAACAUCUGUCUCAAAACAGGCAAAGUGACAAGUUGUUUUUAUUUUUAUUUUAUUAUCUACCCAAUUUGUAGCUGUAAUUUUGAAGUGGCAAAAAAGCUCUUUCAGACUCGGGUUAUUUUAUUGUCAAUACUUGUGUCAGUUAAUGAAAAGCAGAUGCAGUAAUUUGUAGCUGAGCUAGCUAAACACAGAUUAGCUUAGCAAAAGGUUGCAGACCCAACACACCCAAGGAAAAACAUUUAUUUCAGCUUUUUGAAUGUUUAACCAUUCUCACUCAAGCUGAGACAGUCUAAGUUAAACACUUAUAAUAAGUGUGGUUUCAGGCAGACAGACUUGAGUGUGUUCUGUGGUGAACAGAGUGCUAGCUUGUCAUGCUACUAAUUUAGGUAAUGCUAACCAGCUUCUCCUUUCUUAUUUGCAGCAGUUAAACAUUUGUAAUUGUUGUAAUUGUUUGUAAUAACUAGAAGUUUAAUAUUUAUUGAAUAAUUGAUUUUAAAGUGUGCAGUGACCCUGUAAACAAACAGAUUUUUCAGUUUUAAAAUAAUGCUGGAUAUAAUUAUAUGGAAGCCACACAAACACAGGGCUCUCCACGCUUCAUUUGCAGUUUAUGUUUCUCUACGCUCCUGUAACUGGACACCAUGGUAAUAUUUUAAGGCAGUAUGACACUGGAAAUGGAAAAACAGAUACUGCCCAACCCUAAUGUGUGUUGUGUUUUCUGACCUCCUGAAAAGAUGAUUUAGCUGUGCUUAAUUGGCCCUAGGUGUGAGUGUGUGAGCAGGUUGUUGAUGGGCUGGUGCCCUGUCCAAGGAUAAUUCCCACCUAUGCUCCUGUCACAAUAAUAGCUUUUGUUUGGAUUUGUUUCGUUAUAUUGUCCCUAAAAUAAUGGCAAAUAGCUAUGUUAUGGUCAUUUUUUGACCAUUUAGUUUGAUUGAUAGAUGAAAACACCAGUUUUAUUUUAUAUAGAUCAACACACAAGCUUAUUCACAUCAAUGGGCUUAGAUUGAGACACCUACUUUGAAAUAUCAUAGCUCAGCAAAAAGUAAAUGACUGAAUUUUUACUGAAUUUUGUCCCUUUAUUGUUCAAAAUGUUAAUUAAAGAUUUCUAUGACAGGCCUACCUGCCUUGCGCACAGUGACCCACUGGUUCCUGUCACCUCUACUGCUAUUUUUUUUUUUUUAUUUACAUUUACAGUAUUUGUCUGAUACUCUGAUCUUGCAGUUUGGGUUACACAUGUUGGUGAAUGCAAGGUUAUGAAUUUUAGCCACCACUUCUUAUUACUGCACCACUCUGAUAGACUGUGUUUACAUCUUAGGUGGAAUCCUUCUUGUUAUUAGAGUGUUUUAUUAACUAAUUAGCAUUCCCUCUUUCUGUUUUUCAGGGGGGUUUGUUUGUAGUUGGUUUGCUCUGGUUUAAAUCAGUUGGGGUUUUUUUCACGCAGGGGAAAAUGCAGGUGCACCACAAUGUGUCACAAUAAAACAUGGGAGAAGGUUCUUUACACAUAUUAGUCAGAUUUGUCUGGGGCAGGAGCAAGAAGGUCUUGUGGUUUGGACUAUUGCAGAUUUCUUUGUGGUUAAACAUGGAGCAACAACAGAGAUUGGGCAAAAUUUACCUGGGCAAAAAUGAACAUUACAAUACAUUAGGUUAAACAAGCUCCUUAUCUCAAAUUUCUGGAGUACAGCUGAUUGUUCUAUUUGAGGUCAGAUUGCAUUGCAUCACCACAAACAAACUGCUCCAGAGUGUAUUUGGGACUGGACUGAGACCAGUAAUUACUGUAUUCACACCUGCCCAAAUGAAUCACACCAAGGGUGAAAACAAAACAAUGUAGUCCAGUUUAACUGGACAGAUGUGAACACACCCUUAGUGACUGAAGCACUGGGCAUUUUGGUGCAGUUAAACAUUCAAAGCAAACAUUGCUUAUUUAUAUAAAUUUGAUGUUUACAAAUGUGAAUAUUUUAUUGUGAGUAAACAUAUGUUGUUGUCAGUUCAAGCACAUGAAACUAAUGCUGCACGUUUGUUUAAAUGAAGGCAUUGAUGAAGAAAGCAGAACACUUACAGUAAGUGUAUGUGAAAUCAUUGGUAGCUGAGCCUGCCUGUUUUUUAUUUUUCCUUCUUCAUUGAGUUUAUACUCAGGAGAAAACUGUCAUUGCACAUUUCAUCUACUUCACAGAAAAGACUAAACAUGAAUUUAAAAGUCUUUACAAAAGAAAAGAAGGGCAUGUUUUGAAUUCUGAUUAUGACCAGUGCUGUACUUUUUGUGUAAUCAUUCCUCUCUGUUCAUAGAUCUGUACAUUUGAGAGUGAGGUUUAUUGUAUUUAGACCACCUUCUUCCUUUCCUCUUUCCUUGUGCACUGUUGUAUGUCUACAAAGAAGCUCAGUGUUCUAUCAGUACCUACUACUGCAUGAUCUGUGCUGCAGUGGCCAGUCCUGUCAUUACUGCACACUGCAUACUAACCUAGGAGUAAAAAGUGAAAGCCUUGCCACAUUCCUUUAUUUCCCAGCAGUGUAACGGCAGGGUGGCCAGCGGAUAUGACGAGAGUAUUGUGAAGUUUUGUAACCUUAUUUGUCUGUUAGUAAAAUGAAUAAAGAUUAUGAUUAUGAAUCAGAAA